Molecule: messenger RNA, 1447 nt
Organism: Cervus elaphus (red deer)
Lineage: Eukaryota; Metazoa; Chordata; Mammalia; Artiodactyla; Cervidae
Product: ATP-dependent RNA helicase DDX18-like
Exons: 1
Biological process (GO): maturation of LSU-rRNA from tricistronic rRNA transcript (SSU-rRNA, 5.8S rRNA, LSU-rRNA)
Cellular component (GO): nucleolus
Molecular function (GO): ATP binding; nucleic acid binding
Source: RefSeq, a predicted model, not a curated record
GUCAUCGGGUUAAUAAUGGGUGGCAGUAACAGGUCUGCUGAGGCGCAGAAGCUUGCCAACGGGAUCAACAUCAUCGUGGCCACACCAGGCCGUCUCCUGGACCACAUGCAGAAUACCCCCGGGUUCAUGUAUAAAAACCUCCAGUGUCUGGUUAUUGAUGAGGCUGAUCAUAUCUUGGAUGUUGGGUUUGAAGAGGAAUUAAAGCAAAUCAUCAAACUUCUGCCAACACGCAGACAGACCAUGCUCUUCUCUGCCACACAAACUCGAAAAGUUGAAGACCUGGCGAGGAUUUCUCUGAAAAAGGAGCCUUUGUAUGUUGGUGUUGAUGAUGAUAAAGCUAAUGCAACUGUAGACGGUCUUGAGCAGGGAUAUGUUGUCUGUCCUUCUGAAAAGAGAUUCCUCCUGCUCUUUACAUUCCUUAAGAAGAACCGGAAGAAGAAACUAAUGGUCUUCUUUUCAUCCUGUAAGUCCGUGAAAUAACACUAUGAGUUGCUGAACUACAUCGAUUUGCCUGUCCUGGCCAUUCAUAGAAGGCAGAAACAAAACAAGCGUAAGACCACGUUCUUCCAGUUCUGCAAUGCAGAUUCAGGGAUCGUGUUGUGUACAGACGUGGCAGCUAGAGGGCUAGAUAUUCCUGAAGUGGACUGGAUUGUUCAGUAUGACCCUCCGGAUGACCCCAAGGAAUACAUUUACCCUGUGGGCAGAACAGCCAGAGGCCUGAAUGGAAGAGGGCACGCCUUGCUCAUUUUGCGCCCUGAAGAAUUGGGUUUUCUUCGCUACCUGAAGCAAUCCAAGGUUCCAUUAAGUGAAUUUGAGUUUUCCUGGUCCAAAAUUUCUGACAUUCAGUCUCAGCUUGAAAAACUGAUUGAAAAGAACUACUUCCUUCAUAAGUCAGCCCAGGAAGCAUAUAAGUCAUACAUUCGAGCCUAUGAUUCCCACUCCCUGAAACAGAUCUUCAAUGUUAAUAACUUAAAUUUGCCUCAGGUUGCUCUGUCAUUUGGCUUCAAGGUGCCUCCUUUUGUUGAUUUGAAUGUGAACAGCAAUGACGGCAAAGUUAGAAAGCGAGGCGGUGGCGGUGGAUUUGGCUACCAGAAAGCCAAGAAAGUCGAGAAGUCCAAGAUCUUCAAACACAUAAGCAGGAAGCCAUCUGACGGCAGUCAGUUCUCUCACUGAAGAUACACCUUUGUCCUGAAAUGGAUUUUCUUUUUCUCACUGUAGGAAAGGAAUUUGUGUUAAUUUAAGAUUUGGACUCAUCUAACGAGUAUGAAUUGACUUGGGUCGCCAGCACUGAGGUUUCCAGUGAGUCUCCUUUUUGGAGAUAUAAAACAGGUCGCAAUGUCUUGAUUGCCCAAGAGCAAAGCAAGGCAUCUUUCUAGUUUUUGUGAUGAUAGGCUAUUUCUAAGUGUAAAUCUUUUUUUCCCCCCAAACUUGUUACUGUUUUAAUGUA